AUGGGCGGUAUAGGCAAGACAACCUUGGUGGAAGAAGUUGGUAAGAGAGCAAAUGCAGACGGUCUAUUCGACGAGGUUACAAUGGCAGUUUUCACCCAAACCGCUGACUUGAGUCGUAUUCAAGAUGAAAUUGCAGAGUUUCUUGGUCUAGAACUUACAGAAAAGGGUUUACGUGGAAGAGCAGAUAAGUUACGCAAAAGAUUAUCAGGUACUAAGAGGGUCCUUGUAAUAUUGGACAAUGUUUCUACACAAGUAAAUUUGAAGACAGUUGGAAUUCCAUUUCACUGUGAUAAAAUGAGUUGCAAAGUCUUGGUAACAUCACGAAACCAGGAUAUAUUCAAUGAUAUGGAAACCAAAAAGAAUUUUGCUAUCGAUGUUUUGACAGAACAAGAAGCAUGGGAUCUAUUUAAGGAGAUAGCAGGCAGUUCCAUUGGGUUUAGGGGUGUGUCAGGAUGCAUGAUGUGGUGCGGGAUGCAGUCUUAUCAAUAG
Prunus armeniaca (apricot) is the source of this 489-nucleotide messenger RNA. The record is from the annotation of a GenBank genome assembly. Lineage: Eukaryota; Viridiplantae; Streptophyta; Magnoliopsida; Rosales; Rosaceae.